Dictyostelium discoideum AX4 is the source of this 186-nucleotide messenger RNA. RefSeq lists its product as hypothetical. The coding region runs from base 1 to 186 and encodes 61 amino acids. The record is from RefSeq and is a predicted model, not a curated record. The transcript has 2 exons. NCBI's taxonomy places the organism in Eukaryota, Evosea, Eumycetozoa, Dictyosteliales, Dictyosteliaceae.
AUGACAGAUCUCCAAAAAAGAAAAAGCCCAAGUAAAUUGACCGCGCUGGUAACUUUGUCACCCCUCACUGGCAGCUGGACAUUAUCACUAUUCCUUACUAUCAACCUAUCUCCACAUUACUUUCUAUUGGCAGAGGCUUCAUUUGGAAUAAGUAUUACCAUUUGCGUUUGUUACUUGACUCAUUAG